AAGUUGUGUUCAAAUUACAGUGUCUAAAACAACCCAACAAGCAGAGAAGUACAGUUUAUAGUACCAAGUACGAGGCGAGACUCCAUGGGCGCCGCCAUUAUCCUCUGACUUAAUUUUGUGAAGUCAGGGUACGCCAAACUCCCCCGAGUUCGCCGGUAGGAGGUUCCACUUCGACAGGCAUUCUAGUGCACUUUUCCUAGUCCCACAACCCACUGGUUUGGAUGGGCUCUGGAACGCAGCAUAAGCUGACUGUAGUGUGUUGGUGAUAAGGUCCAAGGUCCCGAUGGUUAUGAGCUUAAAUGGGAUCGCAGUAUUAAAGGCAGAAAAUUAAUGAAUAGCAUCUUUUCAUAUUUGUUGCUUAUGUCCAAGUUACACACACCAGCCAACUGCUCAGCACAAAUCUUAAAAAUUAUGGGAUGCCAUCAAGCCCAGCCACUUUAUAUGCAUUCACCCUGCUUAGGAUAGGGCACACAUUGCUGGUAUCCUGACAGUGUACAACAAUGUGCAUCUUCAUCACCACCAUCCUCAUCAUGUCAUUAUCAUAUCUUGUUAUCAAUAUCACUGUCAUUAUCAUCGUCGUCGUCACCAUUAUUUCUAGUAUAUUCUCACAGUUCAUCUCAAGAAUGAAUGCUCUGCAUCUCUGGGAAACAAAGAUGAGUAAAUCAAGGAGGAAUAAAUCGUAGUUUUAUUUCACUGGCGAGACAAAUAGAUGUUGUAUUCCAAAUCUAUUACUUCUUACAGACUAAGCUCGAUGUUUCCCAUGCAUGUCUGUCUGGGGACGCAGAGACCCUAGCGCUCUCGAUUCUCACCUGAUGUCUAGAUUUAACCAGGUUGUAAGGAGCUCAGAGCCAACACGACCGGUGGAAACUGACCUGACAUGAAUCUUUAUCAUAAAUCGAGAUGAUAAAUAAAGACAGACUCUCCGGUUUUCCUGUGAAGCUGAUCGUUUUAUAGUCCCGUGUCAGACUUAAACCACCCGUCUGAUUGGCUGAAAUCCUUUUCCAUUGAUCUUAGUUAUUUUAGUAUUGAUAAAUGUCUGAUUGGAAAACAUUUUUAAGCUGACAUAACCCAACUCAUGCACUUUUAAAUGUUUUAGUUAUAUCUAACUGCAUCUGUAGUUCAUGUAGCUAAACUGGCAGCCGAAUGUACACAUAUUGAAUGUGCAGUAAGUUGAUAUCAGUUAAAGUGUAACGUCUCAUCUUUAGACUACAAUAAAUAUUAACGAAACAAUUUAUGAAAUGUUAUAAAACCUUUUGCAAAUAAUUUACAAAAUAUUAUACAUAUUUAAAUCAUCCAUGUAGCACAAUAAUCUCGUCAAAUAUACUUACAGUGUGAAUCUUUGAUGCCUUAAACCCAAAAAUGCAUGGCUUACAUUCCUUUACAUAAUUCCAUAGACGGAUGAGCAGACAGACAGAUGUGCUUUUUGAUCUGUAAAAAUUUAAAUAUGUUAAUUUGCCUUUUAUGCAUGCAUGAAAAUACCAUAAUAUAGACAUAGGACACAAAGCAUUACCCAAUAUAACCCCAUGCGCAUCCACCGUUUCCUCCAGCAUUGCAGGAUUCAUGUCUUCAUAGUUAAAUAAGGAAUGUAGAUAGUGAAAAAAUCACAUUUAAAUCCCCGAAUUUAUGUUCCUGAAGACAGACAUUAUUCAUGGAAUUUCCAUUCAAAUAACUUCUGUCGUUUUUGUUUCUUUUAAUUAUAGACCCUUUCAUCCAUCUUUCACGCAGUUAACCCCUACAUUUCUCUGUUCCCCCGUUUUAUAAACAUAAACUUUCCAUGUAUAGUUCUACAAUGAGAAAUCUGUCCUUCACAGUUAUUCAUCCUAAAAAAAUGUACCCUUCCAUCAAUGUCAACACAGCCUGAGGCAACAAACAGGCCACAGCUUUAAGCAAUUAUUCCCAUUUACACUAAAUUUCCCAUAUUCUCCACCCAUGGCAUGGAGCAAUUCCUAUGGAUCUCCAACAUGUCUACAAAUAGAAAAUAUAAGCAAUCUAAUAAAUAAAAGUAAAGUAAGUGUAGCCGUGAGACCAGGUGAGUAACUGGGAACAGAAGGGUUAUCCCACCUCCUUCCCAUCCUGGCCGCACCUCAUCGUCCCCUCCGCCCCAACCCGGUUAUAUAAGAGAUGGUCCGAGCAUCACCUACGCUCUCAUCCUGAAGAAGUGAACCAAAGCGAAUCAGAGAAGCAUGAUGUGUUCAAUGCUGAAGAUCACCAUUUUGCUGUUUUGUGUUCAAGCGGGAGAAGGACGCUGGCUUAGAACGCUACUAGGACCGACUGCACCUCUCAACAAUGAAGAGAGAAAACAUGAAGAAAAACACGGCUCAGAAAAGCAUUUGGAAAGGGAGAUCCGAUCACCCCGCAGUGUCGACUCCCCAUGCGCCCUGCACUCCAUCCUGCUGCAGGUACGAGACCUCGGGCUCGGGUACGACUCGGACGAGGCCGUGCCGUUUAAGUACUGCAGCGGGUCUUGCCCUCGCAUCGCCACCAACCACGACCUGACGCUCACCAAUCUCCUCCAGAGCGGCGUUUUACAAUAUAUCGGCCAAUGGCAUCACCAGUCCUGCUGUCGCCCCACACAUCACGAAGACAUGGUCUUUCUCGACAACAGCCAUCGUUGGCACAAAGUGGAGAAACUGUCUGCCGCAGCGUGUGCAUGUAUGGGGUAGGGUCGAGGGUGGCCAUGUAAAGACUUUUAAGAGUUUGUUUAUCCUAUAAGUGCCUUUGAAUUUAAACUAAAGGCUGUACUGCAUUAAUUCAGGUAUAGAGAUCUCACGUAAGAAACAGGUUAUGAAUGUAAAAAUGUGUAUGUAUGGAAAAUGCAUCAUAUAGAGUUGUAUAUAUUGCUUUUUUUAUAACAACGAGGCUUAAUCGGCUAAUUUUGUGCAAUGUCAAAACUUUCAGGAGACGUUUAGUUUUGGGAACACUAUAAGGUGUCUGAGGUCUUGUCCAUCCGAACCAAAAUUUAAACAUAUUUAUGUGUUAUAAAUUAUUUAUUUAUUUCAAACCCACUUUUAGUGCCUAAUAAAUUAUUGUUAAUCUUUUUUAUUUCAUGUGCUUUGUAAAUAUUUUUACAGUUCUGAAUAAAAAUACAAGUAAAAGCUGUUGUGCUUAUUUUGUCUGAAUUAACUAACCCAGAAAAAAAGGAAACUUUAAAAAAAGAAAACUUGGCAAGCUUCAAGGAUUGAUAUUUUCUUUAAAAAAAUCCAGGUAAUUUACUCACCACCAUGUCAUCCAAAAUGUUGAUGUCU
Misgurnus anguillicaudatus (oriental weatherfish) is the source of this 3245-nucleotide messenger RNA. Its product is annotated as persephin. Gene Ontology annotation, molecular function: glial cell-derived neurotrophic factor receptor binding; growth factor activity; receptor tyrosine kinase binding. The record is from RefSeq and is a predicted model, not a curated record. NCBI's taxonomy places the organism in Eukaryota, Metazoa, Chordata, Actinopteri, Cypriniformes, Cobitidae.